Rotaria sordida is the source of this 927-nucleotide messenger RNA. Lineage: Eukaryota; Metazoa; Rotifera; Eurotatoria; Philodinida; Philodinidae. The record is from the annotation of a GenBank genome assembly.
AUGUUACUUGAAAAAGUUCUCUUUCCAGCACCAAAUCCGCCUAAUUAUACAUUGAAAUCACAUGCUAAUCAUCUAUUUUGGUUACCGAGAAGUGAUGAUCCAAAUCAAACACAAGCAAUACCUUGUAUGAUCUAUUCACCAAUGCGAGAUGCAAAAUUUUUUAUUAUCUGGUGUCAUGGUAACGGUUGUGAUAUUGGUAGUAUGCAUACGAUAUUAAAAGCAUUCAGUCGACUACUAAAUGCUCACGUGCUAAAUUUUGAAUAUCCAUCCUAUGGUCUAUGUCAAGAGAAAACAACGGCAAGUGAAAAAUCAAUAAAUGAACAUGCGGAACGUGCCUAUUCAUUCGUUCGUGAUAAACUUCGAUGGCCGAUCAAUCGAAUAAUUAUCUAUGGACAUUCGAUUGGAAGUGGUCCUGCAUGUCAUAUUGCUUCUAUUAGACCAAUUGGUGGACUUAUUCUUCAAUCUCCUUAUACAUCGAUAAGAAAUUUAGUUCGAGAAAAAAUUGGUAUACUUUCAUUAUUUAUCGGUACUUCAUUAUGGGAUAAUCUUGCAGCUAUAGAACAUAUUACGAUUCCAGUACUCUUCAUUCAUGGACAACUUGAUGAUUUGAUUUCGCCUCAACAUUCACAAAUUUUGUACGAUUCAUUAAGUCGUAACGAAAAAAAAGAACUUAUCUUUUUACCACAUGAUGAUCACAAUUCGAUGUCUAUGGAAGAUGUUAUUUCGCUUGCGAAAUCAUUUCUUAAUCGAUACUUUCCUAUGACAAUUCAAUCAAUGCCUCGUAUUCACAUCGAUUCAAUUUUAUUUCGACCACCAUCAAUCAUUCAACAUCAAUCGACAAAUUUUCUCACAUCUGCAUUUAGAGCUUCAGCGGCAUCAGUGAAUGCUACUAAGUCGGUUAUGUCUUCACUUUUCCCAAGUUUAUAA